Molecule: messenger RNA, 270 nt
Organism: Trichophyton rubrum CBS 118892
Lineage: Eukaryota; Fungi; Ascomycota; Eurotiomycetes; Onygenales; Arthrodermataceae
Exons: 2
Coding region: 1-270 (89 amino acids)
Source: RefSeq, a predicted model, not a curated record
AUGUCGGAAAACUGGUACCUUCGAGAGGAGAGCCUUGAUGCGACUAUUAUCAACGGAACUACCGAGAAACAAGACCUCGAAGACCUAGCGGAAUGGAUACGUACAAAGGGAGUUUUUGGGCUUCAAGAUGGACGUUUAACUUUGAUGAACCCUGAUAUAUGUUUGGAAUUAAUAAGAUUCCAGUCGCGACCGAAUAUUAUGAGAAACGAGUCUCCCUGGCCCGGCACUUUGCGCACCCUACGAGUCCAUCCCAACACUCAGCUUCUGUGA